CCUGUGGAAAUUGCUCGAAUUGUUUCAAGCGUUCUGUCAACGGAGGCCGAGCGUCGUCAACUACUUGUACCCAAGUGUCCUUGUUGCGCUCGCAGGAUCAACUCACUCGCAGCUAAGCGCACCAUGGAGCGACCGUGAGGCAUCUCGUGUGGCACGCACCACGUCGCGGCGCGGCGCGAUGUGUGCACUGUCCUCCGCAAUUCCAGUGCCUUCGCCACCGCACACGGCCAUGAAGUAGUCAUGAAGUAGUCUCGUUCGACCACGUCCGUGCGGGAGAGGCUGCGCUCGUGUCACUUGCAAUAAGCAUGACAGCCAACGUGCCGAUGCAAGACUUUGACCCCGUGCAGUGCAAUACCCACGUGGGUCGCACCUCGGGCAGCCGUGUGAUCGCAAUCUACAUUCCAUUCGGCUGUGGCUGUCCGUACAAUUUCGAGCACAGUGCACCAUGGCCAAAAGUGCUCCAUGGCCAACAGUACUCGUCAAGGUUUGUUGUGGACAAUCGGGUUGGACGACUGUUUGGCUGCAAGGAGCUUAAAAUACGCGUGAGCACUGCGACUACCCGCCAGUCGCCAAUACCUCACUCGUUUUCAGUCCGACUGGCGGUGAAUCAAUGGCAUUACCUGGCGUGAACAUUGGUGCCGCUCCCCAUUCACGUCUUGUUCCACCCCGUAGCUUUGUUCAUGACGUGCCGCGUUUGAGCCAACCUCGUGUGCAUGUCCUUAAAGGGUUACGUCUCCGAGGUGCUUUGGACCGAUCACGCCUGCCCCAAGGAGUCGACGUUUCCUGCGACCACCACAGACUUUAGCCCCGUCGUCUGGUGAGGCUACGUGGACCACCUUCAGCGGCUCUACAACACGUUCCCAUGCACCGGCCAAUCUACUGAGACUGUUGCUAGCCCUUCGUUUCAAUUCCUUGAUGUAGGCUUGUCCACUCGGGUACGACCUGCGUGCUCGAUGGUACAUCUGGAUCUGCCACGGCGGCAGUCUGAACUACGAAGGCGGGUAAGCUAAACACGGCCCAUUCGUCUUGACAACUGGAGGGACUUGUUGACCUGGUGUAACAACGUGGAAGAAGUACAACCUUGACCUCGAUACGCUCCACCUUUUUGUCGUACCACACCCACUAUAACGCCGGGGCGACUGCUCUGUGUGCGGGUUUGGUGCUGCCGACGACGUCGUGGACAUGCUUCCGCGGUCACUUGGAAUUGAUUCAUGUCGUCUGGCGCGACCCACGACGUGGCUGUUUGUUGGCCGCGCGCCCUGCCACCGUCGAGAAGCCCCCGCUCGUGACCCUUCAUCGGGGGGACUCGAAGCAGCGUCUGGGUUGCUUCACUGGUCCAAAUUUCGCCAUCGACUCUCGAAGACCCGAGGUAUCGUUGGAGGACCACUCAUGGCUGUCUUGGCACUGCUCUCCACUGAUUUUGAUCGUGGUGGCGAGCGUCGGAGCAUUGGAUUUCGUCCCACGGAUGACGAGCUUGACAGUCACACAUGACUGACUGGACAUGCUGGCCAGUCCGAGUUGGGUCGGGAACGGCUAGCUCCCGCAUGUCCGCACGACGACGGGCUUUCGCAGAUCGUGGUCGGUUGUGGACAAUCUGUCUCUGUUGACCGAGCGCAACGAUCGUCAAGAAUUACCUAGCCACGCCAGCUUUUUGUCGCUGCGACGGGUGUGCAUUGCGCGAAGAAGCAAAAGACUGGUGACCUAGCAACUGUGCGCACCUGCGACCAUCGCCGCCGCCGAAGAAGUUAGGAGUGAGAGCAUGGCAUGCCGAAAGUGAAACCAACUCGAUUUCAGCACGGCGCUAAGCCAUCAUUGACGGUGCAGCCUGUCGCUUGUGCAUGCUGCAGUCACAACGAUCAUGCCUCCCCACGACUGAAGACUUUCUCAUGGAAGUGAAAAUACACAUGGGCAUACGGUCGGAUGCAAUCGAGUCAAGCAAGGUCGACGUCAAGAAUUCAAUUCAAGUUCCAUGACUCCGAUGGAUGUGGUCAUGCGCGCGUCGGGGGCAUGGACUCUAAUCCUUGCGCGUCUUGAGAACUUUGGUUGUCACGCCUUGGGGAGUCCUAUACGUGGGCAUGCCCACGAGUCAGCACCAAUCUCGAAGUCCUUCCACCUUACAAAAUGUAGACGACACCACCCCAGCCUGCCAACGCAUCUCGGUUGCACGCCGACAGCAAGCACUGUGAAAUCGUCUCAAACAAGUCCUCUGGCUCCUAAAUGCAUGUGUGAGAAAUUGUGGA
Molecule: messenger RNA, 2240 nt
Organism: Aphanomyces invadans
Lineage: Eukaryota; Oomycota; Saprolegniomycetes; Saprolegniales; Verrucalvaceae
Exons: 1
Coding region: 306-629 (107 amino acids)
Source: RefSeq, a predicted model, not a curated record